GGCGCCCUGCCAGAAGGCAUUGUGAGGAUCCAGGUCGGCGACGAGCUCUACGUCAUCAAGCUGAAGAGGAGGGCUGCGGAGAAGAUCAGCACCAUCGUCUACAGGAACAUUAACGUGACGAAUGGCUGGCCGCAGCUGGUGCAGUGCGCUGACAAGACGUGGGGCCACAUCGUAGGCGACGCUGCCAAGGAGCUGAGCGAGACCUGUAUGAAGAACGUCAUGCAGAAGAUUAUCGAGGAGCCUACUGUUACCAAGGCGGACGUGAGCAUGUACCGUAACAAAGUCGUGAACGAGCUGCGCAGUGGCUCCUAGGUGACGACACAUCGAGAAGAAU
Molecule: messenger RNA, 334 nt
Organism: Prorocentrum cordatum
Lineage: Eukaryota; Dinophyceae; Prorocentrales; Prorocentraceae
Source: the annotation of a GenBank genome assembly